Messenger RNA from Suillus plorans, 230 nucleotides. RefSeq lists its product as uncharacterized. The transcript has a single exon. The record is from RefSeq and is a predicted model, not a curated record. NCBI's taxonomy places the organism in Eukaryota, Fungi, Basidiomycota, Agaricomycetes, Boletales, Suillaceae. The coding region runs from base 7 to 228 and encodes 73 amino acids.
UCAGCCAUGGCUGACGCGUCGACAUUCCUCCUGCUUCCUGUGUCUCUUGUGCCUGCCAGGUCCGAGUCUGGGGGCGUGUCAGACGUUUGGUUCAACGUUUUACAACAUCAGCCAUGGCUGACGCGUCGACGUUCCUCCUGCUUCCUGUGUCUCUUGUGCCUGCCACCAGGCGCCCUUGAACCGUUAAAACGUGGUCAACUUGGAGGGUCAUCACGGAGGUAUGCGUGAUG